Molecule: messenger RNA, 720 nt
Organism: Bipolaris maydis ATCC 48331
Lineage: Eukaryota; Fungi; Ascomycota; Dothideomycetes; Pleosporales; Pleosporaceae
Product: glutathione S-transferase
Source: RefSeq, a predicted model, not a curated record
AUGGCUUCCCCGAAACUCGUUGUCCACCAUCUCCAGGUCGGCCAAGGCGAGCGCGUUACAUGGCUUCUCGAGGAGCUCAAUAUUCCCUAUGAAUUGAAGCUCUAUCAACGCUCGCCUCUAAUGUCUCCGCCUGAGCUUAAGGCCGUGUAUCCUAUGGGCGCUUCUCCUGUAUUUGAGGAUGUCACGGACCCGUCUAAUCCCAUUAAAUUUGCCGAAUCAGGUGCCAUCAGCGAAUACAUACUCCGAAAGUACGGCAAUGGCCGGCUGGCCCUGGAACCGCAACACAAAAACUUUGCAGAUUACUUGUACUGGUUCCAUUUUGCGAAUGGAACGUUACAACCGACAAUCUUCAGGAGGUCCACGACUCGAGCAAUGGUCGGCGAGCAGAAUCCCAUGUACACAAAUGCCAAUGCUGGCGUCACGAGAGCCCUGGAACACAUUAACAAUCGUCUACUGGACAACACCUGGCUCGCGGGCGAUGAUUUUACUGCCGCGGACACUAUGAACGUGUGGUGCUUGACGACGAUGCGCAAGUUUGAAUCGGUUGAUCUGAGCGACUACCAGGGUAUUCAGGCAUGGCUCAAGCGCGUUGGCGAGCGUGAGGCAUAUAGACGCGCCAUGACCAAGACCGACCCGGAUUUGAACCUGGAGGAGAAUCUCAGUGCCAAAGGGCCGCAGCUUUUCGAGGCAUGGGCCAAGGCUAUGGGAUUGAAGGCGUGA